GUUGUUUUUGUUUCCUCUUAUUUUCUACGGACGGAACGAAAAAUCACACCUGCGUGUUCCAGCCGGAGUUCUGAAUCAGCCAAUCGGAAAACAGCGUUGGCGAAAAUGUAUCAUGUACUAAAACAAAUAGGUUGUGAGUUCUGUUAUCACUCUCUUAUGUGUGUACCGAAGACAGUAACGUGCGUUUUGCUUUAUGUGUUUGUUGUCUUGUGGACUUAAUAAAGUUUCAAAGUGUGAAACUCGAACGAAAUAACUAGACUAGUAUUAAAAGUAGCACAGCACAGCUGUCAACUCGUUGUUUUGCAACCAAAGCACCUUUAUCUCUCCAGCUUAUCAUAUUGAUGUAACCUAGUGUGAACUUGGUUGUGCUGAACCUGUGGCGCUGCAGUGUAAGUCAGGGGUAAUUUAAGACCUGGAGCUGCUGUGUGUAAAUGACAGUGCACGAACUCUUCCAGUAAUGUUUGAGGGAUAGUGUUUUGAUUAAAGGAGAAUACUCAGAUGGACUUCACGGAGUGCUAUGGAGACACCUGCUCAGCCGUCGCGCUGGCAGCCCGGGAGGGGAAGGGUCGACGGGUGCAGAAGCUCAUCCAGAGAGGCUUCGCGGUGGACGUGAAAGAUAACAGAGGCUGGAACGCCCUGCAUGAGGCUGCGGCGGCGGGAUCAGCGGAGUGCGUCCGGCUGCUUCUCCCUGCGGCUGUCAAUUGCGAAGACUACGUCAACACUUUGACACAUAACUCAGAGACUCCUCUUUACUUCGCUGCAAGAAAUGGACACCUCCGGGCGGUGAAGUGGCUUAUCAAGGGUGGUGCGGACAUUAACAGGACAACCAAUGAGCUCUCCUGUCCCCUCUUUGCAGCUGUAGAUGGUGGGCACAAAGAUGUGGUGGAGCUGCUGGUGGAAAAUGGGGCAGAAGUCAACGGGACGUACUCCGUGUCAGGCUGGUCUUGUCUCCAUCAAGCUGUUUACAAGGGCCAUACUGAGAUUGUGAGGUACCUGGUGAGCAUAUGCACUCUGGAGGCAGUCGAUGACUAUGGGAUCACACCGUUAUUUGUUUCCGCACAAUAUGGACAUCACCAAUGCUUAGAGAUUCUUGCAAAUGCUGGGGCGAGUGUGAACUGCCAGGCGAACGAUCUGGCCACGCCGCUGCUCAUUGCCGCUCAAGAGGGCCACGUACGAUGCGUGGAGCUUUUGCUGGCCCAUGGAGCUGACCCCAACCUGUACUGCAAUGAGGACUGCUGGCAGCUACCCAUUCACGCUGCGGCCCAGUUCAGUCGGCUUAGUAUUUUAGAGAAGCUGAUUCCGGUAACGAAUCGAGAAUGUGACCGGGGCGAAGGAAAGGUCAGUCCGGUUUACUUGGCAGUACUUAGCGGACAAGCGGACAGCCUGCGGGCCUUGCUAAAGAAGGGCUACAGUCCAGACGCCCAAAGCUGUCGACAGUUUGGCUACAGCUGCCCUUUGGACAUGGCUCUGUGGUGCAACUCUUGGAAUUUGAACAGCGAGUGUCAUCAGAUUCGUGAAAUCACUCUGAUGCUCUUGGCAGCAGGGGCUCAUGUGAGCAUGGGCAUCUAUGCCUUUGCAUUACAGGGCCACGUACCAGAGCACCUUCCCUUGAUCCUAGAGCACGCCGGCCUUCCUCAGGGUGACCGACUUGAAGAACUUGCCCGUAGAGCUCUUGGUGAGAUGCAGAGCGCCUCUUUCUGGCUCCCCCUGCUGCUCAAAGCAGGAAUGGACCCCAAGCUGCUCCUACAGGACAAAAUGCUUGAAGAAGCUGAGAACAGAGUGCUUAAUUUCUUUCUGGAGUUCAUUAAUUGGAAGACUCUGCCCUCCUCAAUGCUUCAGAUUCUCUCUCACCGUCGAGCAGAUGGCACCUGGACGCCACGGAAGCAUUUCGAAUCAGUCCCUGCCCUCACCCAUCUGUGCCGACUGGCAGUGCGGGCAUCGGUGGGCAGCGAUGCUCUAUCUAAGACCUCGUUCAUCAAACAGCUGCCCGUCCCCACGCUUCUUCAAGACUACCUUCAGUUCAAUGACGUCUCAGGUUUGCUUACAUAGCGGCCUGACUGUCAAGUGUGGCUAAUUAAGUUAUCUCGACUUGUUCCACUGCAGUAUUUUGUAUAUAAUGUUAAUAAAAUUUUAAU
Molecule: messenger RNA, 2135 nt
Organism: Labeo rohita (rohu)
Lineage: Eukaryota; Metazoa; Chordata; Actinopteri; Cypriniformes; Cyprinidae
Gene: asb3
Product: ankyrin repeat and SOCS box containing 3
Exons: 9
Coding region: 499-2049 (516 amino acids)
Biological process (GO): intracellular signal transduction
Molecular function (GO): protein binding
Source: RefSeq, a predicted model, not a curated record